Messenger RNA from Pseudomassariella vexata, 1032 nucleotides. RefSeq lists its product as uncharacterized. Bases 1 to 1032 code for a protein of 343 amino acids. Lineage: Eukaryota; Fungi; Ascomycota; Sordariomycetes; Amphisphaeriales; Pseudomassariaceae. The transcript has a single exon. The record is from RefSeq and is a predicted model, not a curated record.
AUGUACCCAGAAGUCUACGCUUCCAUGGACACUCAUAAGCAAUUCAUCGACAAGAUCAAGAUCACCCACCGCAACAAUAAGCAAGACAAAUGGACGCCCUUUCCAAAAGUGUUUCGAAAUAGCCCAUUGAGCAAGGAAGUCAAGGCCACACGGGAGGCACAGUUAUUCUACUACGAUACGGACAAAUUGAUAACGGAAGCCCACGAAGCUGAAAAAGUGUCGAACGAAGAUUAUAAAACGCGCGUUAAAGCAGCGAGAACCAUCAGCAUCAGUGCAUCCUCCUCAUCAUCAUUCUCAUCUGGGUCUGGAAAGCCGCAAUAUUCAUCCAACACCCCCCAAGGACAUUCCCGACCUUCAACGCUCAAAAAAGAGAUGGCGAUAAAAGUCGAGCUUUCAGACAAAAUAAACAUCAUCCAACCUCGAAAGCCAUCAUAUCCAUCUCACCGACUUAUCCCUGCUCAAUCCUUAAAGGGUAUUCUCAAAGACGAUACCCCUCAUCAACAAAAGAAAGGUCUCCGAAUCACCGGCUUCCGCAAGCCCUGCCAAACCGUGGCUACAGCCCAAGAAAAAUCAGUACGAACAGUCGACUUCACCGCGCCCUGGCCCUUCGACCUGAUUACCGAACAACCAGUUUUGCCCCGUCGCACCAUGUGCGCCAAAGAAUACAGAGCCUGGUGGCGCGACUAUAGAAAUGGCCUCAUCACAGUCAAGGACAACGAAAAACUUUGGGAAGCUCGACGAUUUUACGAUAUGCGGGAAGGGCAAAAGGUUCCAUUGACCGUGCCUACACGCAAGGUCACACGCCGACGAAUGAUCCAACGCAAAUUCUGUGAGUGGCUCACUGAGAAGCCUCCCGACUGGAUUACCGAAGAGGAUAAGAUACAAACCGAGGAUACCAAGAGCCAAAUCGUGCCUCAAAAAGAGGAAAAGACAGUCUCAGAAAAGGGCCAGAAGAAGAAGAAGAAGAGUAAGAAGAAGUCUUUCAGGAAGAGAGAUCUGAUCUGGUUUCUGAUUAGACCCGGCACCAAAUAG